Molecule: messenger RNA, 1440 nt
Organism: Lachancea mirantina
Lineage: Eukaryota; Fungi; Ascomycota; Saccharomycetes; Saccharomycetales; Saccharomycetaceae
Source: the annotation of a GenBank genome assembly
AUGGACGCCUCGAACCUACAAAUCUAUUGGCAUGAAUCGCAACCUAUCUACAGCGUGUCUUUCCAGUCCCAUAGCGACACUGGAAGUCUCAAACGAAGGCUUGUAACUGCUGGCGGAGACAACAAGAUUCGAGUAUGGCAAUUGAACUUUUCGGCUGAGAAUUACAGGAAAGUCGAAACCAUCGAUUUUCUAUCAUCGAUGGCACAGCAUGAACAAGCGGUAAACGUUGUGAGAUUCAAUUCCAGUCAGACUUUACUGGCCAGUGGGAGUGACGACGGGCAACUUUUCCUGUGGGAGAAAAACGACAAGAUGGUGCAAGAGUUUGGCGUUGAAGAAGAAGAGUUGGCAGAGUUCAAGGAAUGUUGGUACAUUUCCAAGCGCUUGAGAUCAACUUCGACAACAGGUGGAUCGGAAAUUUACGAUUUAUGCUGGAGUCCCGACGAUACUCACAUUGUAACGGCAUCCAUGGACAAUACAGUACGGAUUUUUAACGUGGAGACGGGUCAUUGCACUGCUUCGUGUAGUGAGCAUCAUCACUACGCACAGGGGGUUGCUUGGGAUCCAUUGAAUGCAUUUAUCAUUUCUCAAUCUGCGGACAGAUCCGUAAACGUCUACAACAUUUUGCGUGAUGACCAAGGUUCAAUUACAGGUUUACAACUUAGAAACAAAAUUGUCAAAGGUGAUGUGCCUACAAGGAGUGAUUCUGAUUGCAGACAGCUCCACCUCGACUCUACCAAACAGAUCUUUUUAUUCCACAAUGAAACUCUGCCGUCGUUUUUCAGACGACCCGCAUUGUCCCCGUGUGGAUCCCUGCUAUGCUGUCCAGCAGGUAUUCUCAAAUCGUGCUCCUCCCAAGCAGAGACGAAUUCAGAAGAGGUUAUCAAUGCGGUUCACAUUUUCACAAGAUCUUCUCUCGUGCAUAACAGUAACCGGCCCGUUCUGACACUCCCAUUUCUGAAAAGGCCCGCAUUGGUAUGUGCUUUCAAUCCGUUAGGUUUCGAAAUUACUGCUGGCAGUAAGCCUUACAUUAAUCUGCCAUAUAAAUUGGUAUUCGCCGUUGCGACUUCAAAUGAGGUGCUCAUUUAUGAUACAGAAACUAUUCAGCCCGUGUCGAUCAUAGGCAAUUUACACUAUGCCCCGCUGACGGAUGUGAGCUGGUCCGAGGACGGCCUCAUGCUAAUGGUGUCCUCGACAGACGGGUUUUGUUCUUACGUGUCAAUAGAGAAGGAUCUAUUUGGUUCGGUUUACAGGGGUCAAUUCCCCAAACCAACGCCCGUGAAACCGUUAGUUAAGAAACAUGAAGAACCAAAAACAAGCAUUGUAAAUGUUUUGCCAGUGAGGCGGAAACCUGCGUCAGAAAAGCCGGAUUCGAGGACAAAUGACAGUAAUGGAAACGCGCCGAAACGCAGAGUGCAGACUGCCGUAGUAAAUAAAACGUAA